AUGGGGUCAAUAUUGAGAAUGGAGAAAGGCAAACCCCACGCGGUGUGCAUACCGUACCCUGCCCAGGGCCACAUCAACCCCAUGCUCAAGCUGGCCAAGCUCCUCCACCACGCCGGCUUUCACAUCACCUUCGUCAACACCGACUACAACCGCCGCCGCCUCCUCAAGUCCCGCGGGCCCCACGCCCUCGACGGCCUCCCCGACUUCCGUUUCGCCUCCAUCCCCGACGGCCUGCCGCCUUCCGACGCCGAUGCCACCCAGGACAUCCCCUCCCUCUGCGUCUCCACCACCACCACGUGCCUCGAGCCCCUCUGCGACCUCCUGGCGGGGCUCAACGCCUCCGGGGGGCCGCCGGUGACGUGCAUCGUCGGAGACGGGGUGAUGAGCUUCACGCUGAAGGCUGCGGAGAGGUUCGGGCUGCCGGAGGUUCUCUUCUGGACCACCAGCGCCUGCGGGCUGCUUGCGUAUAUUCAGUACAGCCGCCUCGUGGACAGAGGCUACACCCCGCUCAAAGAUAUGAGCCAAGUAACCGAUGGCUAUCUCGAUCAAACCAUCGAUUGGGUACCCGGCAUGAAAGACAUCAAACUAAGAGACUUCCCGUCCUUUAUCCGAACCACGGACCCAAAUGACAUCAUGCUCAACUUCCUUAUCCAAGAAACUGGUGCCAUCCCAAGAGCUAAAGCCCUUAUCCUUAACACGUUCGAUGCAUUAGAGAAAGACGUUCUGGAGACUCUCUCCUCCAUGUACCCGUGUGUCCUCCCAAUCGGACCCCUCCACCUCAUGACCAACCACAUUAAUGACAAACGACUCGACUCCAUGAAAUCGAGCCUGUGGAAGGAGGACUCGGACUGUAUCCAGUGGCUCGAUACGAAAGAGCCUAAAUCGGUCGUGUACGUCAACUUUGGGAGCAUCACUGUCGUGACGGCUCAACAACUGACAGAAUUUGCGUGGGGCCUUGCGAAUAGCAAGUACCACUUUCUAUGGAUCGUACGACCCGAUAUCGUGGCUGGCGACUCUGCAAUGCUCCCGCCGGAGUUUCUAACUGAGACGAAGGAUAGGAGCAUUAUGGUAAGUUGGUGCCCUCAGGAACAAGUGUUGAGUCACCCUGCAGUUGGAGGGUUUCUGACGCACAACGGCUGGAAUUCGACGUUGGAGAGUAUAGUGGGUGGGGUCCCUGUGGUGUGCUGGCCGUUUUUUGCCGAGCAACAGACGAACUGUCGGUUUAGCAGCGUGGAGUGGGGAAUCGGAAUGGAGAUUGAUAACGAUGUGAAGAGGGAUGAGGUGGAGGUUUUGGUGAGGGAAAUGAUGGGGGGUGAGAAGGGGGAGAAGAUGAAGGAGAAGGCCUUGGAAUGGAAGAAGUUGGCGGAGGAGGCGGCUAUGGUUGGGGGCUCUUCCUACUUGAAUUUGGACAAGUUGAUCAAGGAGGUGCUUUUGAAGUAA
Molecule: messenger RNA, 1440 nt
Organism: Striga hermonthica
Lineage: Eukaryota; Viridiplantae; Streptophyta; Magnoliopsida; Lamiales; Orobanchaceae
Source: the annotation of a GenBank genome assembly